CACCAAUCAUAGCUGCAUUGUGCACUUCACUGCCCAGUUCGGAUGCCCUAACGUCUAUCCUUAUAUAUCUCUCUCCUUUCCCCAGGUUCCUCUGCCCACUUCCAUCGACUACUUAAUCUACAACGCUCCUUAGCACCGCAUUUCUUUGUUUACUACGCAUUCAACUAGGCUAAUACAACGCGAUGCGCGACUUCAUCCUGGCCUCGCUGGCCACGGCCCUCCUCGCCGGAAGCGCGGAGGCUGUUGCUGCUAACCCGCUGCCGAAGCCCACGGAAAUCACAUGGGGUUCUGAAAGCCCUUUUGCGGUCGGGUCACUAACACUUGGCGGUGUGGACUCGCAGAUCGUUCAAGAUGGGUUCGACCGUGCGGUCAAGGCUAUCACAGACCUGAAAUGGAUACCCCAGGCGACAGAAGCACCAGUUCGCAGCUUUGAGCCGUUCCCGACCGCUUCCGCUGCUGCCAAGAGGAAGAUCAGGAAACGACAAUACAACACAGGCACCAACUCGACGGGAACGCUCUUGUCAGUCAACUGCCAGGUCAAGGAUACAAGUGCUCCUCUUCAGCACGGCGUAGAUGAGUCUUACACGCUGGAGAUUGUCAAGGGUUCCAACUCCAUCGAUAUCACCGCUGAGACCGUGUACGGUGCCCUCCAUGCCUUCACUACACUUCAGCAGAUCGUCAUCAACGAUGGCAGCGGCCAGCUCAUCGUCGAGGCUCCCGUUUCCAUCAAAGAUGCCCCUCUUUACCCUGUCCGCGGAAUCAUGAUCGACUCUGGUCGCAACUAUCUGUCCAAGAAAAAGAUCCUUGAGCAAAUCGACGGCAUGUCUCUUUCAAAGCUCAAUGUGCUUCACUGGCACAUGGUUGAUGCCCAAUCCUGGCCCGUGGAGCUUGAUAUCUACCCCGAUAUGAUCGAAGACGCCUACUCGGCCAACGAGGUCUACACCAAGGACUGCCUCAAGAGCAUCAUCGAGUACGCAGCGGCCCGUGGUGUUCGCAUUGUGCCAGAAAUCGACAUGCCUGGCCACGCCAGCUCAGGCUGGAAGCAGGUGGACGAGGGCAUGUUGGCUUGCAUCAACUCCUGGUGGAGUAACGACAAUUGGCCGACGCACACCGCCGUCGAGCCUAAUCCUGGUCAGCUCGACAUUCUCAAUAACAAGACUUAUGAGGUUACCGGCAAGGUCUACAAAGAGCUUGCUGAGCUCUUUCCCGACAAUUGGUUCCAUAUUGGCGGUGACGAGCUGCACAUGAACUGCUACAACUUCAGCAGUCUCGCUCGUGACUUCUUUGCGCAGAACCACACCAUGGGCGACCUUUUCCAGGUCUGGGUGGACAGGGCCCUCCCUAACUUUAAGAAGCAAGCGAACAAGACCUUCAUCAUGUGGGACGAUGUCCUCCUUUCUGCCGACGCUGCUGCCACCGGAGAAGUGCCCAAGGACGUUAUCAUCCAGGCGUGGAACAACGGCAUUACCAACAUCAACAAUGCCACAGCUUUGGGCCACCGCGUCAUUGUCUCUUCAUCCGACUUCAUGUACCUCGACUGUGGCUAUGGCGGCUGGGUCGGCAACGACCAGCGCUACGACGUUCAAGUGAACCCCGACGCAACGGACGGCUCUCCCAACUUCAACUAUGGUGGGAAUGGUGGCUCCUGGUGCGCUCCCUAUAAAACAUGGCAGCGAAUCUAUGACUACGACUUCACGGAAGGCCUGUCUGAUGAGCAAAAGAAGCUUGUUGUUGGCUCCAUCGCCCCGCUUUGGUCAGAGCAAGUUGACGACGUAGUCAUUAGUCCCAAGAUGUGGCCGCGCGCUGCUGCGCUAGCUGAACUCGUGUGGUCCGGCAACCGCGACAAGGAUGGCAACAAACGUACUACGGAGCUUACGCAGCGUAUCUUGAACUUCCGCGAGUACCUUGUUGCCAGCGGCGUCCAGGCUGCGCCAUUGAUGCCCAAGUUCUGCCUUCAGCAUCCGCACGAGUGCGACUUGAACCUGAACCAGACUGUGCUCUGGACGCAGGCUGCUUAACCUAUAUGAGGGGAUCUCUCAGAGUAUAGCAUUUACAGGGCGUUCUGGAAUUCUUUUUCUUGUGUACAUCUUGCGACACAAGUAUGACUGUCUACUUAAUGUGGGUCUGGAUGAAGAGUGGCGGGGGUGAAUGAUCCGAUCCGUUUCUUGUACACAACUUUUUAUACCCGUCUAUACGCAGGACAACACUGCGAACCUGUCGUUUCACUUCGAAUUAUUAUAUCGAAUGAUAUCCACC
Messenger RNA from Paraphaeosphaeria sporulosa, 2256 nucleotides. RefSeq lists its product as uncharacterized. Gene Ontology annotation, cellular component: membrane. Lineage: Eukaryota; Fungi; Ascomycota; Dothideomycetes; Pleosporales; Didymosphaeriaceae. Gene Ontology annotation, biological process: carbohydrate metabolic process; glycosaminoglycan metabolic process. Bases 183 to 2018 code for a protein of 611 amino acids. The record is from RefSeq and is a predicted model, not a curated record. Gene Ontology annotation, molecular function: beta-N-acetylhexosaminidase activity. The transcript has a single exon.